CGUGGAAAGAGAGAGAGGGAGAGCGCAAGGGGCGUGAAUGGUUUCUUUCAGUCCGUCCUCCUCUCUCUGAAUCUUCAGUUCUCCUCUAACAUGGCUGCGCUCUCAGCCUGGUUCUGGAACGAGCGCUUCUGGCUUCCGCACAAUGUCACUUGGGCGGAUCUGGCCGACCCGGCGCCCGGGCUGGAGUACCCGAAAGCCGGACACUUGAUCACCGCGCUCCCGCUGGCACUGGGGAUAUUCGCAGUACGGAUCUUCUUCGAAAGGUUUAUCGCUGGUCCAUGUGCCUCUGUUCUUCAGAUCCAGACAGAAGUGGGCCGGAGAGCUCAACCCAAUGCCGUUCUGGAGAAAGUGUUUACAUCUAUUACAAAGUCUCCAGAAUCACGCCAUCUAGAAGGUCUGUCCAAACAACUGGACUGGGAUGUUCGUAAGGUCCAGAGAUGGUUCAGACACAGGCGGAACCAGGACAAACCUAGCACACACACCAAAUUUUGUGAGAGCAUGUGGAGGUUUACCUUCUAUCUGUGUAUAUUUACUUACGGCAUGUGUUUCCUAUGGCAGUCUGUCUGGAUGUGGGACACGAGGCAGUGCUGGUUCAAUUACCCAUAUCAGGUGCUGACCCCAGGCCUGUAUUAUUACUAUAUAACAGAACUGGCCUUUUACUGGUCGCUAAUGUUCUCACAGUUUAUAGACAUAAAAAGAAAGGAUUUUCUCAUUAUGUUCAUUCAUCAUCUGGCGACAGUCAGCUUGAUCAGUUUCUCAUAUGUAAAUAACAUGGUGCGUGUGGGCAGUCUGGUCAUGUGUGUUCACGACGCCUCAGACUUCCUGUUAGAGGCUGCGAAGUUAGCAAACUACGCCAAAUACCAGCGAUUAUGUGACGGCAUAUUUGUGGUGUUUGGAAUAAUCUUCUUUGUGACAAGAUUGAUCAUUUACCCCUUCUGGAUCCUAAACACUACGCUCUUCGAGAGCUGGGAGAUUAUCGGGCCGUACCCGUCAUGGUGGCUCUUCAACGUCCUGCUGCUGGUGCUGCAAGUGCUGCACAUCAUCUGGUCUUACCUCAUCGCACGCAUCGCCUUCAAAGCCCUCAUGAGAGGAAAGGUUUCUAAAGACGAACGCAGUGACAUUGAAAGCAGCUCGGAGGAGGAAACCGAAACGCCCAACAAGGAGCGACUCAAGAAGUCCGCACGCAAUCACUACUCAUCACCCAAAGGAGAAAACGGCACGAACGGCCAUUAUGGCUCCAAAUCCUGGAGCCAGAACCAUAGCGACUGGUGACGCACAGAACUCUUCCUCAUCCUUAUACCUCCUGUUCCAAACCAAAAAAUGAAAAACUAAAAAAAAAAACUAGGACAAUCCUCUUUUGGGAUAUUUAUGAGACACAGUUUGUGGAGUUUUUCCAGUGAUGAUGACAGUGACGGACGGUAACGUUGACAAUGUGGGCACUAUACGAAGCUUGUGAAAGAGAAAACAAGACGAAUGAGAGAAAAGAAUUAAAUUAGUGAUAUUUGCAUUCCCUUGUUUCCUUGUUUUGGGAGUUGAGAAGAGCUUUGGCGUUCUUUCUCCGAUCUUCACGUUUUACUGGAGGUCAGGGAAAAUCCUUCUCUUCAGAUUUUAUCUGUCUGAUGUACUUGAGUUUCCAUUUACAAUUAUUGUUUCAUUGUUUGUUUUGGUUACUGUUGUGUUUUUAAUUCGUUUCUGUUCUGUUUUUCAUUUUGCCUUCUUUUUUAUUUUGGAAAAACCAAAUAAGAUUAUUAAAAUAAAAGCUGGGGCUUUGUCUUACAGUGA
Paramisgurnus dabryanus is the source of this 1782-nucleotide messenger RNA. The record is from RefSeq and is a predicted model, not a curated record. Lineage: Eukaryota; Metazoa; Chordata; Actinopteri; Cypriniformes; Cobitidae.